ACAGAUUAAAACAUACGAUAGUCAGCGUUUGCAAAUACAUUGCAGAGAAAAUCAAAAUAACUGAAUCAUCUGUAGCGAAAUAAAGUAAAAGAAUACACGAAAAGAUUAACACGAACACAUAUUCACCGAAGGAAUAAGAAGGAAAACGAGUGACAGUGAUCGAAGUGACCAUUAUUUUAUCCUUUUUCUAUUUUCCCUUUCCUUGAACAACUGUGGAAUUGAGAAUGACUGGCGUUACUCCCGGAGCCAAAGAUCCAGGCAGGGUAGAUGAGAAGCACUCCCCUCUGCGCCACCGUCAGGAAGGACAAAGACUCCACGCCGAUCUCGCCAAGGCCUCGUCCUAGGAACCCCGUCCUUCAGGAUAAGACGCCAUGGGUUCCUUACAUAUCCUUUUCGCUACCAAGUUCCUCGUCUUGGUGAUUCUGCUCGUUUUCUCGCUAACCGGCAGCGAGAGCGUGAAAGUCCUCGACAUUGAAGUCCCUCAGCAGGUCAGGUCAGGCGAAACAGUUGACCUGAGAUGCCACUAUGACCUGGAGGGAGCGAGUCUGUACUCCCUCAAUUGGUGGCGAGGGACGGAGCAGUUCUACCAGUUCAGCCCAAACAGCCCAGAGCAGACGACGGUCUACGCCUCUCGUGGGAUCACUGUUGAUCGUCAGAGAUCAGGCCAAGACGUCGUGGUUCUGGUAAACGUGUCUCGCGCCUCAGCAGGAAGGUACAAGUGUGAGGUCUUGGCAGAUCACCCGAGUUUUGAAAAGGAUUCCGAAAUCGCCAAUAUGGAUGUUAUAGAUGUACCUACGGAUUCCCCGUCGGUGGUCCUGCGUCGCCACCAGUGGUCUCCUGGCGAAAUCUUGGAGGCCAAUUGCACCUCCCCGGGGGCGCGACCUCCUCCUGAGCUUCACUGGUAUAUCAACGGUGACAAGAUCCAACCCCAGCUGUCCCGCCUCCUCACAGCCGAGCCCAGGACCCAAAGGGGCAUGAGACCCAGGGGAUACAUCAGCGCCCAAGACAUGGUAGGCGUGGGUAUCGUGGGCGGCGUGGGCGGUGAUAUCAUGGGCGGCUCGGAGGACGACCACGACGAGAGCCUGUUUCAAGUUGUACCUCGAACUUCGGCGUUGAAAAUGAAGCUGCAGUCCGCCCAUUUCAACGUCGAUGGCCAAGCUUCUCUUACCUGUGUCGUCACGCUGCCCGGUCUGUAUCACAGGUCCGCCGAGGUCCCCCUCACCCUCCCGGGCUUCCGUGCCGCAGCCCCGUCACAGAAGCUAUACGGCGGCGCCCUUCGGCAUGGGGGAACUGCCCUGACGGUGCUCCUCAGCCUGACAGCCCUGAAGGUCCUCGCCUUGUAGUGGCCGCGAAGGGAAG
Penaeus monodon (black tiger shrimp) is the source of this 1359-nucleotide messenger RNA. RefSeq lists its product as uncharacterized. NCBI's taxonomy places the organism in Eukaryota, Metazoa, Arthropoda, Malacostraca, Decapoda, Penaeidae. The record is from RefSeq and is a predicted model, not a curated record. Bases 372 to 1343 code for a protein of 323 amino acids. The transcript is spliced from 6 exons.